Molecule: messenger RNA, 1087 nt
Organism: Sinocyclocheilus anshuiensis
Lineage: Eukaryota; Metazoa; Chordata; Actinopteri; Cypriniformes; Cyprinidae
Product: coiled-coil domain-containing protein 152-like
Exons: 8
Coding region: 175-933 (252 amino acids)
Source: RefSeq, a predicted model, not a curated record
AAUGAACUGCAAGGAUUUUCCAACUAUCUGGUUUCCCAUGUGCUCCUUUCCAGUUGUUAAUCUUGGAAACAAGCAUACCGUGAAUAUAUAUUGAAAAAAUUGUUUACAUACAUUGUUUACUAUAUUUAUCUUAAAAGCGAGGAAGCGUCAGAUAUUUAUCAUUUGUUACUAGUCAUGAUGAAAAAGCUCACUGCCGUCGACUUGACUAAACUCGUCAAAGAUUUCAUCCAAUUGGAGCAUAAAAUUACGGAGAUGAAAGGGGAAAAUAAUACUCUUGAAAUACAGCUGGACGAGACUAGCAGACUUCUAAAAAUCGCACAGAACAAGGAGAAACAGUUAAUUGAAGAGAGAGAUGGGCUUUUGGAAACUGUCAAAGGUCUACAACAAACCUUACAUCAACAGUGCGACCUCAGAGUUGAAAAUGAAAGGCUGAAAAAUGCAGCUCUUCAGAUGAAGAAAGAAAACGAAGAUCAAUUAAAGGAAAGCAAUACUUGGCUUCAGAGGAUGGCAGCUGAGAUGAAAGCUCUACAAGAUCAACACCAGAGGGAGUUAGAAGACUGGGAUAAAGAAACAGAAAGGAAACUGGAUGCUAAAGAUACUGAACUGAAAGUGGCUCAUGAGAGAAAUGAAUGUGCUUUGGAGGAGAUGAGAAGGCAGACGAGAGAGAAGGAGAAAGAAAUGCAAAGCCAAAUCAUUAAACUUCAAAUGGAGUUUGGUGCUAAGCUUGCAAGGGCCCAGAGCAUGUCCACAAAGAGUCAGCCGCAGACACAAGCAUCUGCUCCUCAUCCACAGAAUAUCUUUAAAAGAAAGCUCCAGUUCAUUCAGGAGGAGAAAAACAAAGAGAUUGAGGUUCUGCGUCAGAGGGUGAGAGAGCUGGAACAGCAGAGUCUUCAGGGAUUGAUGGACUCUCGUCUGAAGAGGAGGAAAAACUGAGACUUGUUUUGAUCUGACCGUUGAUACGUGAGGGCCUUCAUCCAACUCUUUGACAGUUGUAUUUAUUUUAAAACACAUUUCCCUCAGAAUAUGUUCUAAAUAUUUUUCAGUUACGUUCUGUUGUGUUCUUAAUUUCAAUAUACAUGUUUAUUGC